GCGCACUGCUAGGCGCGGUGGGACCCCCCCCAGCCCGGCUUCGUGCCCCGGCUGCUGUCUCCUCCGCCGGACUUCCCGGCCCACUCCGCUGCCCACCCGGUCCAGGGCCCUCCGCGAUUCCCCUCGGCAGGGCUCCGCUCAGAAAGACUUUUGUUUGUUUCCUCCUCUGCCGUCUUUGUUGCUCUGCAAACCGGCCUCUCUGCAGCCCCUGACUCCUCCGGGAGUUGCAUCUUCCAGCCCGGCGAUCGCCGCGCACAGCCCCGCCAGGUCUCAACACCCCAUCUCCGUUCGCUCCGGGAAGCCGACCUUGACUUCAUUGAUGCACCCAUUCCAGUGGUGUAACGGGUGUUUCUGUGGCCUGGGACUGGUUAGUACCAACAAGUCCUGCUCAAUGCCACCUAUCAGUUUCCAAGACCUCCCUCUCAACAUCUACAUGGUCAUCUUCGGUACAGGCAUCUUUGUCUUCAUGCUCAGCCUCAUCUUCUGCUGCUACUUCAUCAGUAAACUCCGGAACCAGGCACAGAGCGAGCGAUAUGGCUACAAGGAGGUGGUGCUUAAAGGUGAUGCUAAGAAGUUGCAGCUCUAUGGGACCUGUGCAGUUUGUCUGGAAGACUUCAAGGGGAAGGAUGAGCUAGGCGUACUUCCAUGCCAACAUGCCUUUCACCGCAAGUGUCUGGUGAAGUGGCUCGAAGUGCGUUGUGUCUGCCCCAUGUGCAACAAGCCUAUCGCCGGCCCCACGGAGACCUCGCAGAGCCUCGGGAUCCUAUUGGAUGAACUGGUGUGAGCGCUCCUUGUACGUGGACACUGGAGCAGACUGCUCGCUCUGUGGGCACCCGGGGUUCCUCAACACAAUGAACAAGACUUUCUUGGGUGGUAACAUUCUUCUUCCACACUCAACUAAAGGCAAGGGUGACAGGGCCGGGCUUCUACCAGCAGUGCCGGACCAGUACCAGACUCUCCCAGGCUCUGCCUCCCAGAGCGCCUUUCCCUGUUACCCAGUCCCUGUGACCUCACCCAGCCAGACUACUCUAUCCUGGUACUCCACUAUCCACCUGCCUCAUCCUUACCCUGGGAAGGAGUCAACCCUGUGACUGUGAACAUGGGCACUUACUUCCCUUUGGAGAACAAGCGACUCUGGCCUUGAAAGGAUGAGGUGGCUCUGCCCCACCCACAUCCCCUCACAUCCUGCCAGAGCCUUGGGAUGGUUUAAAGGGAAGGAUGGAGAAAAGAUCAAGAAACCAAGGUGAAAAACUCAGCAUGAAAUAAAGGAAGUCAGGGACCUGCCUAGAAAAGGGAAAAGUCAAUGUUUACAUGGGAUGCAGGAAACAAAGGCCAGCCUUGUCCUGGCCCACUGCAGGGUGAUGGGACCAACCAUCCCCUGUUAAGAUCUGAGGUGCUAUCCAUUCUCUCCCUGACCCUGGUUAAUCUCAGAGCUUCCUAUUCCUCCUUAGUUUUUGAAGAGACCCCCACUCUAUGGGAAGGGACUUUUUCUAUCCUCAGCACAUUUCCAGGGGCUUUCUUUUGGAACGGACCCUGGGGUGGGGGUGUCUGGAGGUUACAGUAGUGCAGAUGUCUGCUUCCCCUCUGUAAAUAGUAUUCUUGUACUUCAUCAUCACCGUCUCAGGCUUUACACAUGCUGCCCCCCCCACCCGGGGAUGGAGUGGGGGGUGGAGUCUCCCCUUCCUCAGCCCAGUGGCUGAGAGUGGGCAAAGGUUAUGUAUUUAAAGAAAAUUAAAUUUAAUAACAUGUUUCUCUAAUCAAAUUUGGCUUGUGGUUGUGGCCUGUGCCAGGAGAGGCAACAGAGCUCUUCACCUGCUUCCCUCCUCCUUCCCAAGUCAGAGUGUACUUGACAUUUCUAAUCUUUAAAAAAAGAAAGAAAGAAAAGAACUGAGGACUGGGCAUGUAGCUCAGUUUCUAAUCCUUUUAAAAUAAUAAUAAUAGUAAUAAUUGAGAACUGGGCAUGUAGCUCAGUGAUGGUGUGCUUGGUUAGCAUGCUCAAGGACCUGGACCUGGGUUCAAUUUCCGGCAAUGAAAAAGACAAAGGAUUAACUGUUGAACACCAGUGUGAAAUAAGACCUGAUGAAGCCAGGAUCAAUCAUCAGAAGGUUCAGAAACACUUUAAAGUCAAUAUUUUCAAGUGUCAUUCACCAACUAAGACUUGGAACCUGUAGGAUUCUACCUUUAAAUUGACUGCUCAUGACCUUGCAACCUCAAAGGUCCACGUAGCUACCCAAUGCCCCAUCUCUUUACUAGUCCCUGACACCCUGACUGGCAUAUCAUAGCCUCUUACACUCCAUCUAGAAUUCUACAUGGUAGCAACUUAGGGCCCUGUGUGCAUCCUGAUCGUCUAGCUAUGUUCUCCAACUUUGCCUUGCCAGUUUCCCAAGGGUUGCUGCAUCACAGUGAGUGCGUACAGAAUGAGAUGAUGUUGGGAAUGCCCUUCCUAAGUAUAAAGUAGCUACACCCUGGUUGCCCAUGCUUGGUAGCACAGAUCAAUGCCAGUCAAGCAGGCAAUAUUCCUUGGGUGCUAAGAACAGAAAAGCCAUUUGCUGAGCCCAGUAUAGAGUUUUGAUACCGAAUGUACAGGAGCUAUCCAUCAGGUACCAGCCACCUAGAGUGGGUGUUGUGUCCUCUUACCCAGCCAUUGUCUUAUGGAGACUGGACAGUACCAAGGUAUACCUGGGUACCUGAAUAUGGGGUCCUCUGCAGGAAGAUGCCCUUAUUCUUCACAUUAAGUAGCCAUUGCUUGUGGUGCCAGCCUUAUGGGACCUGAUCUCUCCACUGAGUCACCAUAGCCUCUUCUAGCAAUGUUAGUGAGUAUUGAGAAAUAAGAUGUAUUUUCUCAGCCCAUUUCAGCCUCUCUUCCCAUCCUGCCACUGGUGGAGGCAUCGCUGGAAUAUGGUGGGGAAAGUGAUCAUGUUGGUUUUGCAUCUCCUGCCUCACCGUCUCUCCUUGCUGUCAGGAGAAUUUGUCAGUGUUAGCAUCCAGAUGAAAACGUUAGCAUAAUACAUGUUUCACAGGUUUUAAAUCA
This is a messenger RNA of Peromyscus californicus insignis, 3031 nucleotides long. RefSeq names its product ring finger protein 122 (gene Rnf122). The record is from RefSeq and is a predicted model, not a curated record. The coding region runs from base 320 to 784 and encodes 154 amino acids. The transcript has 6 exons. Lineage: Eukaryota; Metazoa; Chordata; Mammalia; Rodentia; Cricetidae.